UGCAGCGGCUCCUCCUCCCCGCUGCCUGCUCCCACAUGUAACGCAAUCACCCUCUGUCUGUCUGUUGCAUUGUCUCAUUGGGGACGCAGUGUACAGGAGCGCAGCACCAUGGUGACUCCAGCGGACCGGGAAGCUGAUAAGUGACAUUUAGAAAAAGGGAUCGUGUCAACAGGAAAUGAAGACAUGGCUGGCUGAUGUCCCCUCGGUGCUCCGGUGGAUUCAUUAAUUCUAGUCUUGUGCCAGUCAGCAGGGCUGGAGGCAGCAUGCCACGUUAGACAUGGUCAUUAUAUUUCCCCGUUUUAUUCAAGCGGCUACUAUGUUGCACUCGCUCGUCCGGACCCGUGUUGCUCCACCUGCAGCUGCACCAUAGCCCCGCGUUCCUCUCACCCAUUGCACGGACACUGAGCGGUGGUCAGCCGUGCUCACCCCCCCGGCACCCCGACGAGGAUGGCCGGCCGCCGCGGCUGCGUGAACUCGCUCUGGUCGGGAACCGAGCGCGUCCGCAUCGGAGAGCGCCUCAAAGCGACGCUGGCCGGGGUGCUGGAGCUGGAGCUGCUCAGGUGCAAACACCUGGAGAUGGUGGACACCGCUCUGGAGGACCGAGCUGGAGCUGCCGCCAACGCUGGAGAGCAGCGGGCGGAGGAGGAGGAGGAGGAGGAGGUGGAGGGGAGCGGAGCCAUGGAGAGCGCUGCAGCCUCGGAAGCCGAGCAUGGCUCUGCGACAUCCCGCAGGCAACAGGCUCCGUCUCCCUCAGAUAUAGUGGUAUUACCCUGUCAGAGCAGCCCGGAGGACUGUGGCAGUAAUUCAGGAGAUGGACCGGUCCACUCCUCAUCUGGCAGGGGGGGCAACUCACGCUGGUCUACUCUGUCCUGGGACGCCCCCUCUGACCUGCUUUCUCCCCCAACACCAGACCCCUGUGGUGCCGUCCAUCUGGACAGUGACUCCAGACCUAGUUCAGGUUUCUACUCAGUGAGCGGGAGCUCUCUGUCAGACUCCUGCUACUCUGUGUCCAGUGACGCCGCUCAGGGAGGAUCGGCACCACCAGCUAGACCCCUGAAGCUGUGGGAGCAGCUUCCUCUGUCCUCUGACAACACUGACAUCCUGUGGUCAGAAGGUGCAGUGCAGCAGCAGCAGCAACAGCAGCAGCAGCAGCAGCAACAGCAGCAGCAACAGCAGCAGCAGCAGCAGCAGCAGCAGCAACAGCAGCAGCCGCCUGCACUGCAGAGCAGCCAGGAAGAUGCUGAAACAACAGAAGGGACGCCGGCUUUUGUGCAAAGUGACAUUGAAUCGACCGGUCUGAGCUUUCUGUCUGACCUCUGCUCCGGACUCGGAGACUCCCUGAUUUCUUCCCUACUGCCGCUUCUUGACCCCGCCCCCUCCUCUUCUUCCUCCACCCCCUCACCCCAUCCAAAUCCGCCGCUGGACCCUCGCUACUGCACAGAUUUGGUGUCCCGUCGGACCAAAGAGGUGUACUCCUACCCCAGCCCGCUGCAUGCGGUCGCCCUCCAGAGCCCCCUCUUUACCUCCCAGAACCAGGAGCGAUCAGCCUCUCCGAGUCCUGAAGGACCCCAACUAGAUGAAUCACAAGAGUCCAAUACUGAUCCAACUCUUCCUCUGCAGCCUCAGCAGCCCCCUUCCCUCGCUUCUUUCACCCAGCUGGAGCAGUACAUCUCUCGACUGGCUCGCCAGUACCACAGUCAGGUAACCUCCUCCACCUUCAGUCUCUCUUCAGCUGGCACCCCCGGUCAAGUCAGGCACAGAGGCCUUUGUACGCCAGGCAAAAGUCACGGUUCCACCCAGUCCCUUUCUGCCUUUGAGAGCCGCAGCACACCCUCCACCCUGCCAGGGGGCAGCAUCACUCCCUGUAAGUCCCUGCUGGGAAACUCUGCCAGAAUCAGCCUCAGCACCACUGGGAAAAAAGCCACUAGGAAUUCAAUCAACCUGGGUAACCUUCCUUCAGCAACGGGAGAGGACGUGAACAUCAAUCUGCAUCUCAACCUCAACUUGAACCUGACUCCCGGUUUGAGUUCUAGCCGGGGACAGGUGGACAAUCCCAAAAACGCCAGCUGUGGAGCUUUGAGGAGCGACGUUGUUGCUUCAGCCUCCACGGCUUCUGCUGGUUCACUCUCCGCCGCUACACCCACCCCAGCAGUUAGGGCUCGCCCUCGCAUAUCAACAUGUCCAAGCAGCCUGAGCCACCGCAGUUCCCUGGAGGUCACUUCAGGGUCUGGACACAAUCCUGCCUUUGGGUCAUCCGCCUUCUGUCGCUCAUUAGACUGGAGCAGUGGUGCUCCACCCGACACCGGACCACCAGUGUUUGGUAUAAAUUCUGGAUCGGCUCCUGGGUCUCAGCGCAGCAGCUUGAUCCAAGAGUCCAGCUCCAGUCCCAAGCUGAGCGAAGACUCCCCCAUGGUGGGGGAGAUCUCCCGCCUCUCCGGCCUCUCUCGGUCUGUUGUGGUUGGACUGAUGGAACAAGGCGUGGAGCUGGACAUUGACUGCUUCCAAACAGAUUCUGCAGGCGAGGUGCGGAGUCACAGUAAGACUCACCUGACACCUCAGACAGAUCCGUCACAUGAUUAUACCAGACUGAGCGACCUGAAUCCCCAGAGACCAAUCCAGCUGUCUCUCAGUGUCACCCAUUCUCCACAGUCUCAGGCUAGCCUCACCCCUCCUCUCUCACACUCCAGCAGCCCCAUACACCCGUAUCAGUCCUUCCAUAUCCCCUCUCCUCACUACUCCUCCCACUGCCACUACCAGCAGAUCCCUUCCCCAUCCGACCUUCCCUCCUCCACCGCUUCCUCCCCCGCCUCCCGCCCAACCAGGGGUCGAUCCCCUCCACGGCCUCUCCAGCCGUCCCCUCUCGGUGCCACCCCGCUCACUGUUUUCCGACGGGAUGCGCCCUUCCAGUGCUCCCUGCCUCGCACCAAUACGAGGAGCUCUCCUUUGGAGCACGGCGGGAUCCAACCAAGGGGUGGAUCACUUCGCCAGAGUGCAGGGGGAAGUGGGGGUAGCGGUUGGGGGAAGAGGGCAGAGGGAGAUGGGCUUUAUAGAGGGAAGCAUGCCUCCCACAAGUUGGUCCGUGCAGCAACAGUGAGCAGCUACGCCAAGAGGGAGGACUAUAGCUCCGUUUGGGCUGAGGAGCAAGAGAGGGAUCGAUCAGGAGCCCAGACACCCAGAAAGACAGCCAACAAAUUCUGGAGGGGCUUCGAAGGACGCCUCUGGAGCAAAGAGACUGAAACUGAAAGAGAGGAGAUGGACAGAGCGGAGUAUGGCUACGGAUGGAGGAGGAACAGCAUUGGGAGCUGGAGGAGAGAGCAUCGAAGAGCGAAGGGUUCUUCCAGCAGUAGUGAAAAGAGGCCAAAAGUUGAUAACUCCCCCGUCUUCUCAAGGAAGAGGGGGAAGGAAGAUGGCGAGAGACGCAGCACCAGCCUCAGGCUUUCCAGGAGGGCUUUGUUCAGAAGUGAGUCACAAGGCUUGCUGGUGUCUCGACACCACGGCGAGGAGCCCACGAAGCGGGCACACUGGGUCUCCUCGUUAGACGUGGGGCAAGGCGGCAUGUGCCUCAGCAGAGACGACGGCGUCAGGCUGCUGAGAGCAAAGGAGGAAGACAAACGCCUGUCCUCCACUGCCAGCCUCUUUAAUCUCUCUCGCUCUCAGAGCCUCGAGGGAAGCUGCCAUUCCCUCUCCCCGCUCUCCUCUCCUUCCUUCUCUCCGUCCCCUCCUCCGCGGAUGCCCCUGCAGCGCUCUCGGUCACUGAGGGACUUGGGGAGGAGAAUGUUUGGCUCCAUGAGGUCCCUGAGUCUCAAACGGAAGCCAUCAAAGAAGUGACACUUGUACAAUAAAAAACCAUCACAGUAGAUGCAUCUUACAUGUGUGACGUUCAGAACACCAGUGAUGGUUGGUAUUAUAUUUCAUGUUAAAGGAAGUGCCACCAUGUUAAAGCUUCAAAGACUUCUGAUUGAAUAGACAAUACACUGGCCAUAAGAUAUCCGCCAGUCCUUUCAUCCACUACCACUAUGAUGGAAGUUCCUCUCAGGCACAUAAAGUCUGUAAAAAAAACUGCUAUUAAUUUUGCUCUUGGCUCACGUCAUUCAUCUUAGUAAUGUUUUUGUAAAUUUUUAAAGACAUAGACACUUUUAAUAGCCUCCCCAAAAAACUACAAAUUUCUCCAAACAGGUUUUGCAGCAUUAUCACAGUGCUUUGCAGCCAAUUGAUUUUACUGUCUUUCCUCACUGACAAUGUAUUACUGUAAACUCGCUGUAGGAUGUAGCAUGGCCUACAGGUACCCCUUUUCCACCAAUAUGGCACCAACAUGUGAACCGUUCGGAGCAUUUUUACUAGAAAUAAAUUAAUUGGGACCUGAAAAGUUGGUUCUCGGGUAGGUUUUAAU
This is a messenger RNA of Centropristis striata (black sea bass), 4390 nucleotides long. Its product is annotated as nuclear receptor coactivator 6. Bases 448 to 3828 code for a protein of 1126 amino acids. Gene Ontology annotation, biological process: negative regulation of nodal signaling pathway. Gene Ontology annotation, cellular component: cytoplasm. The record is from RefSeq and is a predicted model, not a curated record. Lineage: Eukaryota; Metazoa; Chordata; Actinopteri; Perciformes; Serranidae. The transcript has 4 exons.